Molecule: messenger RNA, 375 nt
Organism: Linum trigynum
Lineage: Eukaryota; Viridiplantae; Streptophyta; Magnoliopsida; Malpighiales; Linaceae
Source: the annotation of a GenBank genome assembly
AUGUCAGCUUUCGUCCAAAUGCUGCGAGCAGGGGUUCUGCUGGACCAUCUCACGUACCCUUUUCUUUUCAAGGCUUCGUCCCGCCUCUUCAAGCUGAAACUCGGCCUCUCGGUCCACGCUGGCACGAAAAAGACUGGGUACGAUUCCGAUAGGUUUGUAGCAAAUUCCAUGGUCCAUAUGUACGCGUCAUGUAAGGAUAUAGUUCAUUCACGUAUGGUGUUCGACGAAAUUCCCGUGAAGUAUCUGGUCUCGAGGAACUCAAUGGUGGACGGGUACGCUAAGUGCGGAAACAUGGGUUUGGCGCGCAAUGUGUUUGAUUCAAUGCCUGAGAGAGAUGUCAGUCUCGUGGAGCUCCUUGAUCGAUGGGUAUGUUAA